AUGUUGCAUAAACAAGUAGUAGCCAUACCUCCCGGCGCCGACAUCUAUACCACAGAUGGCAAUAAACAGACACUAUUUGCAAACCAAAGUAUUUACGAAAUCAAUACUAAAGUCCAUUACUUCUGUAGCGAUCAAAGCGCUGUAUUAGUGGGCAAUAAAGUACGGCACUGUCAGUACGGACACUGGAUCGGUGCUGUACCCCAAUGUGCUUUUAUUCACGACAAAACCAUCUAUGACAUCAAUAAAAGCAACGAAAGUCACCAUGUUCAUAUUACUAAUGCUACUGAUGUCGCAAGUAUCACUCAAAUUAUUGGCACCGAAUUCAGACGAGUCAGAGGCCAAUCGCCGGCCAACGGGUGCUUCACAUUAGAUUCGGGAAACUUUUACAACACAUUUAUCACAUCACUUAUACGGCCGGCGAUUAUUGAUUUCAUACGCAUACGAAUCUACUCAAACACGUUGAAAAAAUUUGGACCACAAGGGUUUGACAUGCAGUUCACUUUAUUGACCGGAACCGAUCAAUUCACCCAUAUGUGCCUAACCUCUGAAAUUGACCGCUCGGUUACCUCGUUAUAUCACUUUGAUAUGGAUUGUGGUAAACCGGAUGAGCCUCUGGUCAUGGAUGUCAUUAAGACCGGUAAAGCUAGUCAUAAAUAUGAAUGUAAUGAUAAUAGAUAUACGCUAUACGGAGCCCACACUGUUGAGUGCGGUCCCAAUGGCCAGUGGCUAAACCCCUUUCCCCGAUGUGUACCCAAAACAUACUGCAAAACAUCUGAUAUUGAUAUUUCAGUUAACAGUAGCCUAGAAAUAAAGUAUACUAAUAAUAUUACUGUUGAUGAUGGUAAUCGGGACAUACUAUACGUGCCCAAUGGCCUGUUUGUUAAUCUAUCAUGUGGUGAUAACUAUGAUAACCUAAAUGGAAAUGAAAACGGUAUUUAUGAGUUGAGUGGUCCGCCAGUCAUAUACUGUAAUAAUAGCCAAUGGGUUAGACUGACCACCGGUUACGACAAUACAAGCGCUGUUUGUGUGUUUGUCAACGAAACUGAAAUUUUGGCUCAAGACAUACGGUCGCGAACACUACAGUCCAACUCAUCGACACUGAUCUAUACAUUCACUACAAUACUAUUGUUGUGUAUAAUAAUAAUCAUUACAUUAAUUGUAUUCACGAUUCGGUCUAACCGUAAGAAUGAGGAGAAGAGGAGGAAUGCGAGAAAAUCGGUGCUCACUGUUCAGAAUAUCUACGAUUUUCAAUCAAAUAUGUGUUUAUCGCAAAAUUGUUACGACUUGAAUGACCGAACGUGUUAUUGCGGUUCACCGGCCAUUCCAGUCGAUGCCUCUAUUUAUAUCACAACCGGCAAAAAGUCCUCACAAUUGGACAACGAGUAUAACUAUAGACAUAAUUUUAAAGUGCAUUACAAUUGUAAAUAUAAAAACUCAACAUUAGUGGGCAAUAAUGUACGGCACUGUCGAUACGGACAUUGGACGGGUGAUGUACCCCGAUGUGCCAUUGCUUACGACACAAAUACUUAUCAUCUAAAUAAACUCAAUUCAACGCAAACAACAAGUGAUGCGAAAAACACUGAAACCUUUAACUCAAAACAAUCGGAAACCGGUUCGCCGGCGCCCACCGACUGCCUGGCCUGGGAUGAGACCGGUUUUACUACAACACUAUCACAGCCGACGCUAAUUAAUUACAUACGGUUACGAUUGUACUCAACCCUAUUGAAAAGGCUCGCAAAGCGGCGUAAUGUCAUCACAUUUUGGGCAUCACUAGUAAAGGCAUACGGCGUUGUGUCGUGUCGUACGAUCGCAACUUAUCUUACGGUUGGUGACGGCUUUCUGACCGUUGACUUUGAGUGCACUCAACGCAAUCAUACGCUGAGUAAACAGAUUUACUUUUACGUCAGUUUCGAGAAUGGAUUUCAAGAUAUUUAUCACAGAUUUCCCGAUAAGUCCGAUGUCUCAACGUUUAUGACAUGCGAUAUAAAGCUCUAUCACUUUAACCCCAAUUGCGGUCAACCCGAGGAACCGCUGCUCAUGGAUGUAGUGUCCGGCGGACGUAAUGGCGGUUAUAAAUACAAGUGUAAUGACGAUAGAUAUACGCUAUACGGAGCCCACACUGUCGAGUGCGGUCCCAAUGGCCAGUGGCUGAACCCCUUUCCCCGAUGUGUACCCAAAACAUACUGUAAAACAUCCGAUAUUAAUAUACCAGUAAAUAGUGGUUUAGACAUUAUUAACACCGAGAAUAUUACAGUUAAUGAUGGGCCGACACGUGUUAAUUGUAUUAAUCGUGAAUGGGUUGGAUUGACGGCCGGUGACAAUACAACUGCUGUUUGCGAGUUUGUCAACAAAACUGAAGACAAUAUACAGACAGUAUCGACAACUUACCACAAGAGGAGGUAUGAAAGGAAAGGGGCUCUCAGUAUAAAACAGGCUCAAUAUGAUGACAGUCUGUCUAUUGAUCCGGAUUUAAACCAUGUUUACGAUUACGCAGAUUUUGGACAACCCGAGUGUAUUUGGUCGGCCACUGACCUGACACAGGCUAGUGAUGGCUAUAUGACCGUCGAGUUUGACUGCAAUCAAACGAUAGGUGCGGUCAAAGACUUUAAAUUUAUUGUUUUUCACUUUAACCUCGAUUGUGGUCAACCGGAUAAACCUCUUGGUAUGGAUGUAAUGAUGAAUAGCACCGGUAAUGGUGUUUAUAAAUACAAGUGUAAUGACGAUAGAUAUACGCUAUACGGAGCCCAUACUAGUGUCGGUAAAGUGAAUCAUGUUUCACGUGAUUCACGCUCACUCACGCUCACGGGCCGUGAUCCCCAUACUGUCGAGUGCGGUCCCAAUGGCCAGUGGGUGAACCCUUUUCCCCGAUGUGUACCCAAAACCUAUUGUCAAAAAUCCGAUAUUGAUAUAUCAGUAAACACUGGUUUAAAGAUUAGUUAUCCUGAUGAAAUUAAGGUUAAUGAUGGUAAUCGGAAAAUAAUAUAUGUGCCCAAUGGACUGUACGCUAAUCUAUCAUGUGAACAAACCAAACAAAAUGAUGGUAACUAUAAUAACAAAACUGUUAAUGAAAACGGGAGGUAUGAAGUGAUCGGUCCGACAGAGAUAUACUGUAAUAACAGCCAAUGGGUUGGACUGACCACAACUGGUGACAAUUCAACCUCUUCUCAUAACAAGAAGAGGGCGGAGAAGACUAGGAAUGCGAGAAAAUCAGUGCUCAUUGCCAUACCUCCCGGAGCCAACAUCUACACCAUAGACGGCAAUAACCAGACAAUAAUUGGCAACAAAAGUAAUUACGAAAACAAUAUUAAAGUGCAUUACGUUUGUAGGGAUGAAAACGCUAUACUAAUGGGUAAUAAAGUGCGCCAAUGCUAUUACGGCCAUUGGACGGGUGAUGUACCGCAAUGUGCCAUCGCUUAUGACAAAGAUACUUAUCGUAUGAAUAAAUUCAAUAAAACUCACCUAGUUUAUAUGACCAAUUCGGCCAAUAUAAUGAACGACACGGAAUAUAUUGCGGAGAGGGAUGUCAUACGAAAAAUACAGUAUCGAAAUCACUGCUUACCAAUUGAUGUGGACGGCAAUCUGGCCUCGUUUUGCACAACAAUUACCACGACCAAAAUUGUUUACGUACGCUAUCGAAUAUACUCAAACAUGUUGAAACAAGUUGGACACCAAGGGCUGAGCUUAGUAUUCAUCGCAAAAGUAUCCGCAUUGGGUUACGGCCGACAAGAAUGCAUUCGGUCGGCCACUGACCUGACACAUGGCAGUGAUGGCUAUAUGACCGUCGAGUUUAACUGCAAUCAAACCAAAUAUACGGUCGCAGAAAAAAUUAUUUUAUAUACUCUAUACGGAGCCCACACGGUUGAGUGCGGUCCCAAUGGCCAGUGGCUGAACCAUUUUCCCCGAUGUGUACCCAAAUCAUACUGUAAUACACUUGAUAUUAAUAUAUCAACAAACAAUGGUUUGGAGAUUAGUUACCUUGAGAAUAUUACUGUUAAUGAUGGGAAUCGAGAUAUAGUAUACGUACCCAAUGGCUUGUACGCCAAUCUAUCAUGUGGUCAAUACAAACACAAUGAUAAUAACUAUAAAAAUUCAACGCGUAAUGAAAAAGGGAUGUAUGAAGUGAUGGGACUGACAGAGAUAUACUGUAAUAACAGCCAAUGGGUUGGACUGACAGCCGAUUACGACAAUACAACCACUUCUUACCACAAGAAGAGGGCGGAGAAUAAGAGGAAUGCAACAAAAUCAGAGCUCAAUAUAUAUGACGACAACCUGUUUGUUGAUCCGGAUUUAGACAAUGUUUACGAGUAUGAAGAUUAUGAAAAGAUCUAUGAAUACGACACCAUUACAGCGCCGGUCGACGAAUAUAAACAUGUGUUUUAUGUCUGCGAAGGAGGGACUGAAUUAGUGGGCAAUAAUGUGCGACAUUGUUGGAACGGAUACUGGAUCGGUAAUGUACCAAGAUGUGAUGGGAGCCGAUUGCCGGCGCCCGACGGCUGUAAGCCAUGGGAUACGGAUGGCUUGAGGCGCGUGUUUGGCACAGAUUUAAAGGGCGGUUAUGGCGUCGAUUAUAUACGGAUCAAAGUUUAUUCAGUGGCGUUGAAAACACGCCGACAACAAGCGAUUGGCUAUAGAUUUAGGGCAUCACUGAAUAAUGAGGCGCAAGAGUGUCGACUGUCCCGUACAGACCAGUCGGCGGCGGCCGAUGGCUAUCUGGGCGUUGAGUUUGAGUGCAUUCAUAGCAAGCAAUCGCCGACUCAACGCAUUUACUUUGGCGUCGGUUUUGACGGCGAGUCACAAAAUUUUUACCGUAACUUUCAACGGAUAGCCGACGACUCGGAUCUUUCGAUAUGCGAUCUAAAUCUGUAUUAUUUUAUUGGUUCUUGCGGUGAACCCGACAGACCCCUCGCCAUGGAAGAGUGUAAACAUAAUUAUACGCUAUACGGGCACCAGACGGUUAAGUGUGGUCCCAAUGGCCAGUGGCUGAACCCCUUUCCCCGAUGUGUACCCAAAACAUACUGCAAAACAUCCGACAUUAAGGGUCCGACAGAGAUAUACUGUAAUAAUAGUCAAUGGUUGGGACUAAACACCAUUCGUGACAAUAUAACCACUUUUUGCGAGUUUGUCAACAAAACAGAUUCUUACCAUAAGAAACGGGAGGAGAAGAGGAAGAAUGCAACAAAACAGGAAUUUAAUAUACAUGACGACAUCUAUUGCCUGCAUACGUCUGUAUACAUCUUAUAA
Medioppia subpectinata is the source of this 5241-nucleotide messenger RNA. NCBI's taxonomy places the organism in Eukaryota, Metazoa, Arthropoda, Arachnida, Sarcoptiformes, Oppiidae. The record is from the annotation of a GenBank genome assembly.